Messenger RNA from Aureococcus anophagefferens, 657 nucleotides. RefSeq lists its product as hypothetical. Lineage: Eukaryota; Pelagophyceae; Pelagomonadales; Pelagomonadaceae. The annotation marks the transcript as partial. The record is from RefSeq and is a predicted model, not a curated record. Gene Ontology annotation, molecular function: nucleic acid binding. The transcript has a single exon. Gene Ontology annotation, biological process: DNA integration.
AUCCAUCAUGACUCAGACUUUAACCAGCAUGCAGGUCGAGACAGUACCCUUCAAGACUUGAAACAGAGAUUAUAUUGGCCAAACAUGGACGCUGACGUGGGACGAUAUGUCCGACAUUGUCUAUGGUGCCGUAAGGCUAAAAGCUGGCUGCCGAAAAAAGCGGGCAAACUGCAGCAAACCUUACACCAGCAUAGCGGGAGUUUACUCUCCAUAGACUUGGUGGGGCCACUGCGACGCACUACGGAGCACCAGUAUUGUUACGUACUGACGAUGAUGGAUGCAUUUAGCCAUCAUCUAACAGCAGUUCCGAUUAAGUCAAAGAGCGCAGUUGAUGUGCUUGAAGCUUUUGUACAGAACAUUGUUCUCCAAGGACUUUUGCCUUCUCGGUUGGUCUCCGUUAAGGGUGGCAGAAGAAAAAUAGUAAAGGGCUCCGUUGUUUCUGACAACGGGACCGAGUUCAAAAAUGAGCUCAUGCAAAACUUUUUAGAGUUGUUUAAGGUCAGGUUCGGGUAUUCUAUUCCGUACCACCCUCAGAGCAACCCGGUGGAACGUGUUCACCGUUAUUUGGGAUCGUCUUUGCGUAUUGCAUUAGGCAAGAGUAACGCGAUUCAUGAUAAUUGGGAUGAAGUCCUACCGUAUAUAGUAUUCAGUUACAAC